UAAAAUAUUAGACAUGUCCCAGGUGUAAACUCACAUGGUUUACGGAUAACGUCAAGUUAGUCGAAAUGGACUUCUCAUCAGGAUCAUCAGGUGGUUUUAAGAAUAAAGACGUUGAAAGUCAACUCAGAGCUGUGCAGAAUGAAAUCAACAUGAAGUUAGCAAUGGAAAAGCUCCAGCUGGCAACAGACAAAUGCUUCAGAAAAUGUGUGAACAAGCCAGGGUCAUCCUUAGACAGCUACCAACAGAAAUGCCUGGCCAACUGUACUGAUCGCUACUUUGAUGCAGAGGAGCUGGUGUCGCGAUCAUUGCUGACCCGCAUGCAGAGUGAGGCUGGAGUCUAACAAAGAAUGGCAUAGAGACUUGAACAGGGACUGUAUACAACUAGGGUUGUGGGGGGGGGGAGGGCAACAGAGACUGGUGUAGAGAAUAAUAGACUGAUGAACACUGGGAAGGCAAAGAAAACAUUCAAAAUGCAGCUUUGCUUGCAGAGUGAAUAGCAUUAUGCAGAUCUGACAUGAGGUUGACAAUCAAGUUUAACAAGAAUACUGUAGAGAGAUACCGGUAGAUUUAUUAUUUUUCAGUCAAGCCAUUUGUUAGUUUUAGAUACAAGCGCAAUGUUUGCACUUGAUGCUGUAUUAAGAUUAGAAUAAGCUGUCCCUUAUUUGUAAAACAAGUAUAGUAAGCCAACAAAAGUGUUUAUUUGUUUAUGUUCCUAAGUUUAUUCAAAGUCAUGAAAAAUAUUUCACAAAGUCUUGCAACUCAGUCAUCAUUUGGAAGAGCCUAAAUUUGACUGUUUUGUGUUUUGAAUGAAUAGUCUAGUGAUGUCUCUAAAUGUGUUACUAGUAUUUGCUUUAUUAUUGAAUGGCAUUUCUAUUAUAAACUUAUUGUGUGUUAUUACAGUUACUCUAACUUGUCGACUGUUAGCAUUGCAUGUUCGAGAAAUAUCUAAACAAUUGUGUAAACAAAUUAGCUUACACUACUGCUGCAACCACCAACGCCACCACCACCACAACCAAUAUUACCACCACCAGCAGCAUUGUUGUCAUUACCAUAAUUACGAUGACCAUCAUCAUCAACAUUAUGAACAAAAAUGUAUGUGGAUAGAGAACAAGACGAAUUUUCAUAAAUGUCAAGGACAAGAAUCUUGUAAAGCCUUUAACAAGUUUUUAAGUGAAUUAAACAACAUGUUUAUUUAUGUAUUUUUAUGCCCCCCCCCCCCCCCUUCGAAGAAGAGGGGGUAUAUUGCUUUGCACAUGUCGGUCGGUCGGUCGGUCGGUCCGUCCACCAGGUGGUUUCCGGAUGAUAACUCAAGAACGCUUGGGCCUAGGAUCAUGAAACUUAAUAGGAACAUUGAUCAUGAUUCGCAGGUGACCCCUAUUGAUUUUGAGGUCACUAGGUCAAGGUCACGGCGACUUGAAAUGGUAAAAUGGUUUUCGGAUGAUAACUCAAGAACGCAUAUGCGGCCAACAGGGAGAACUCUGAACAAUAUAACUGAAGCAACUGGUCUGUAAUCCUAAAUCUAUAAUUAUCAGUCCAAUGAAACAUCAUCAUUUGAGUAAAAUAAAGUGGAUCAGUAAAAAUAUUAUCAGAAUAUGAGAUUUUUUUGUAUAUUUUGUAUAUUUAAUAUUGUGUUAAUGUUAAAUUUUGUUGAUUAAUAUAACUAUAAGCAGGACAGGGGAGGUAAUACACUAUUAUAUCUUUCUUAUAUACAGGGGAAACAAAUGUAAUAAGUUAAAAUUUCAUGUUUAAUAAAUAGAGGAUAUUUGUUCAUAUCAGUUUGA
Messenger RNA from Dreissena polymorpha, 1781 nucleotides. RefSeq names its product mitochondrial import inner membrane translocase subunit Tim13-like. Bases 66 to 341 code for a protein of 91 amino acids. The transcript has 3 exons. Lineage: Eukaryota; Metazoa; Mollusca; Bivalvia; Myida; Dreissenidae. The record is from RefSeq and is a predicted model, not a curated record.